Molecule: messenger RNA, 3118 nt
Organism: Malania oleifera
Lineage: Eukaryota; Viridiplantae; Streptophyta; Magnoliopsida; Santalales; Ximeniaceae
Product: transmembrane E3 ubiquitin-protein ligase FLY1
Exons: 14
Coding region: 851-2551 (566 amino acids)
Molecular function (GO): zinc ion binding
Source: RefSeq, a predicted model, not a curated record
GCGGUCAGUAAUAAUUGCCUCCCGGGUUCGAUUCCUGCCCCUGACCUUUUGUAAUUUACCUCUCUAUGGAGUUGUGGGAUCGGCUUCAUGGGGCGUGAGAUUAGUCACGAAGCGUAAAACACACGUGGAUACCUGGCGAUAUUCAAAAAAUAAAAAAAAACAAUAAAAGAGGGGCAUAGCCGCGCUAGAGUUAUAGUCAAACCCAGCCGCGAUAGGAGAUAACGAAGCCUCCGCUUCUGAUUGGACCGUGCUUUACACGUGGCUGCUGGAGCGUGAUACCACAGCGCCCAAAAUAAUAGCCCCGUUCCCUCUGUCCUUUAUUUUACUAACAAAGAAAACACAAACCACCAACACGAGCUGCAGCACCAACGCUUCAACCGCCACGGCCACCUGACCGGCGCCGCUACUGGCUAGAGAGAGAGAGAGAGAGAGAGUGGGGUAGAGAGAGAGGAAGAAGUAGAAAAAGUGAAAAAAAAAAAAAAAAAAAUGAAAGCCCAAUGACGGAAUCCAUCUGAGAACGCCAAAAUCAUGUCUUUUUGUGUUCUCAAAGCACAUAAUUUCAACGUAGAAAGCAGGGUCUAGGGCUUCUGGUACAAAAUCUUCUGGUGGAGGACAUUGUUCCAGUGAAAUUUUAAUUGGGUUUCUAUAGGUUGUUGAGCUCUCACUUUCCCAUCUCGAUCGUUGCUUUGUUACUUCAUAGGUUUGACUCUACUUGAAGCAACCGCCCAACGGUCCCUGUCUCCCUCUACAGCUCUUUCCCUGUUAUGGGUUUCCUUUCUUUUUCUGGGAUCGUUGGAAGUCAGCCAAAGCAAGAACGCCUGGUCGACGAGAACUGGAGUUGAAUUUUGAGAUGGUAUGUUUUGAUUCUGAUAUGGCUGUGACGGAAAAUUCAGAUUUUUGCCGGUUGGAGAGGUGGAGGUUAGGGGUUUUGGGUCGGGUUCUCUUCUGUUUAUGGGUUGCUCUCUUGUGUUUUAAGCCCGUGGAGGGGCUCAGGCCACUGAGGGAGAGGGCUCGUUCGUGGGGCGACGAGUGGCUAUUUAUUAGAAAGGAUGAGAAUGAAUUGGGUCCAUUUUCUACUUGGAACAUAACUGGAACCUACAGAGGUUCUUGGAGGUUCCUAGAUUCUUCAAAUAUAUCUUCAAGGUUUCCAGAUUUUAGGAAAUCCAGUGGCAAUUCGAUCUUUGAAUUAGUUACUACGCCGACCAAAAUAACUGGUGUACAUUAUGUUCAGGGAGUAAUUAUAUUCCAUGAUGUGUUUGACAAUGAAGUUGGUGAUGCUCGAAUAAAGGUAGAAGGUGUAUAUAUAUGGCCUUUUAGGCAACUUCGAAUGGUUGCCAGCAGCAAAGAGGGAGAGUUAAGCCAGGAAGAGGAUUAUAUUUUAUCUAAUCCAUAUCACUUGGUGUUUCAAGAGUCUCCUCGAGAUAAGAUGCGGAGAAGGAAACACUCACCUGUAUAUGAGAUGGAGAAACACUGUAAUAUAGAAAUUGCGGCACAGAUUUCACGUGUUUCAUCCAAUAAAAUUGAUGGAGAUCGGGAUCAUUAUCAUGUAGAAGGAUUAAUGGAGAGUCCUUCAGUGGAUGAUGAUGGAGAUUGCUUCUCACCUUUGCUAUUAAAUGCAAGUUCUGUCAACAUUGAGGUUUACUACAACAAAGCAGUGAACUAUACCUUGAUGGUCACCUUUGUUUCUUUCCUUCAAGUUCUUCUAUUAAUUCGGCAAAUGGAACAUAGCAACACUCAAUCUGGGGCUGCCAAGGUUUCGAUUUUAAUGAUUGGGCAACAAGCUAUAAUGGAUGCUUAUCUAUGUCUUCUGCAUUUGACUGCGGGAAUACUAGUUGAGUCAUUAUUUAAUGCUUUCGCGACUGCUGCAUUUUUCAAGUUUGUAGUGUUCUCAAUUUUUGAGAUGAGAUAUCUCCUUGCUAUUUGGAAGGCAAGUAGGCCUAUGAAUAAUGGAGAAGGUUGGGAGACAAUGAGGCGUGAACUUUCAGUUCUUUACAGCCGUUUCUACGGUAUCCUUUUGGGGGGAAUUCUGAUCAUGUAUGAGUUUCACAAUUUUCUGCGGCCUAUUCUUCUCCUUAUGUACUCCUUUUGGAUACCUCAAAUAAUCACCAAUGUUAUUCGCGAUUCAAGAAAACCUUUGCAUCCUCAUUACAUCUUAGGAAUGACAGUUACCCGGCUAGCAAUCCCGCUAUAUAUAUUUGGCUGCCCUAACAACUUCAUGCGCAUUGAGCCUGACAAGAAUUGGUGUAUUUGUUUGUGUAUAUUCAUGGGACUCCAAGCAUCAAUUCUUCUUCUGCAGCACUAUUUUGGAUCUCGUUGGUUCAUUCCUCGCCAGAUCCUGCCUGAGAAAUAUAGCUAUCAUCGAAGGAUCAAUCAGGGUACAAAUCAUGGUACAGAUUGUGUCAUUUGCAUGACUGCCAUUGAUGUCAGGCAGCAUUCUAAUGAUUGUAUGGUUACACCGUGUGAUCAUUUUUUCCAUUCUGGUUGCCUGCAAAGGUGGAUGGAUAUUAAGAUGGAAUGUCCGACGUGCAGGCGCCAGCUACCACCAGCCUAGGGAGUUCUUCCACUUUUUGUUUAUAUCAUUUAGGAUCAGCUAACAUUGUCCAACCUGUAAAUUGUGGUAAUAUAUUUAUUUUUUACGAAUAUGGAUUUAGAGUAAUUUUUUUUAUCAACAAUUUAGAGUUGUUAGAGCUUUGAAAGUUUUCAAAAUUCUGAUUAGUUUCAUUGAAAAGUGAAGCAUGUUGUUAUCUGUAAUUUGAUUACAGUGGAGCACCAGUGAUGAAAUUUGAACACUAUAAAGUUCGUAUUCAAUUUUGGAAGAAUGUCUAUAAAGAAAAAAUAUAUGCAAUUUUUAGUGAUUGCAAUGCCUUUUUCAUUAUUGCUCUUUGUUUUGCACACGUGUAUCCACUAUUUUGAUCAACGUUUUCCCACAGGCGAAAACCAAGAUGAUUCUGGUUGACAACGCUCUGGAAGAUGGCUGAGAUAUCACAUGAUUUUUAGAACAUCACAGAUGGCGCAAGAUAGAUUAUAGUCAACAAAAUUCAUGUAUUGUUUUGUAUAAUGUGUAGAAUAUGUUUUUAUUUUUGGCAAUUAAUAACAGGUGCAAAUCAUUUCUAUUCCA